UCUUUCUCUGAGAUCUACUAUACGUCUUCUUCCACAAGUUCCUACUCGUUGCUCCUAUGCUAAGAAAUAAAGAAAAUGCCUUGCGGCCGCAGUAAUGCUGCUGAGUGUCCGUCUACUGUGUAAGUAAACGCCAUCUCGAGAGGUAAGCUAUCUUCCUUGGUAAAGCUACCUAGAUGCUUCUUCUUCUUUGUUGUUUCAUAGAAUCCCAGGCUGGUUCACCACCAUUCUUACAUGGAAUGAACAAAUUUCUCAGCCUAGAAUGCUGGCGCCAAUACAAGUCUCCUCGAUUCCUUCGGUAUCCCCGAGCUCUUGCUCAAACCGACUGUCGAAUCGCAGACUCCGCGCCCUUAAUGAUAACACGAACACCCCACAUACUUUGUUCGUGCAUCCACAAUCUCUCGUUCACCAUGAAAUCUUCGCGAUACCUUCUCAGGUUCCAGUUCUCUCGUUUUUUUCUUCACGUCGUGCAUGAAGGCCACAGACUCAUCAAAGCCACAAUUUAUAUACAAUGCCUAGAACAAGUAGGCAACAAACUAGCAUCGAGACCACGCGACUAUUAUCCGUCUCAAAGGAAAGGAAAAGACGAUAUAGUCGGGUAGCUCGAAGGUGUUUUGUAGGACAGGUUAGAAAUCUCGUGCAUCAACCGGAUUCCUUGGUUGUGAUUAAUCAUUAGACGUUUUC
Messenger RNA from Xylaria bambusicola, 681 nucleotides. RefSeq lists its product as uncharacterized. Bases 174 to 599 code for a protein of 141 amino acids. The transcript has a single exon. The record is from RefSeq and is a predicted model, not a curated record. Lineage: Eukaryota; Fungi; Ascomycota; Sordariomycetes; Xylariales; Xylariaceae.